GUGAGGCUCUGCCAGCCUCCCUGGACCCCUCCACUGCGCAUGGCACGUUGCGUACCUCCCUCCCAGCAACCGGCCUGGCGGCGGCGCGGCCACCAAACUGAGGAGGCGGAGCCGAGACGAGUCGGUACUGCGCUCUGACUCCUAGACCAGGCUUAAGUUUUUGAAAUUGCAGUAGGUCUACACAGUAGGAGCCCAUGUCUUUUCUCGUAAGUAAACCAGAGCGAAUCAGGCGGUGGGUCUCGGAAAAGUUCAUUGUUGAGGGCUUAAGAGAUUUGGAACUAUUUGGAGAGCAGCCUCCGGGUGACACUCGGAGAAAAGCCAAUGAGGCAAGCUCAGAGUCCAUAGCAUCCUUCUCUAAACCGGAGAUCAUGAGUAGCUUUCUGCCAGAGGGCGGGUGUUACGAGCUGCUCACUGUCAUAGGUAAAGGAUUUGAAGAGUUAAUGACAGUGAAUUUAGCCAGGUACAAACCAACAGGAGAGUAUGUGACAAUACGAAGGAUCAACCUAGAAGCUUGUUCCAAUGAGAUGGUGACGUUCUUGCAGGGGGAGCUUCAUGUUUCUAAACUCUUCAGCCAUCCCAAUAUAGUGCCAUACCGAGCCACCUUCAUCUCCGACAAUGAGCUGUGGGUCGUUACGUCCUUCAUGGCAUAUGGUUCUGCAAAGGAUCUCAUCGGCACACACUUCAUGGAUGGCAUGAAUGAGCUGGCGAUUGCAUACAUCCUGCAGGGGGUGCUGAAGGCCUUGGACUACAUCCACCACAUGGGCUACGUGCACAGGAGUGUCAAGGCCAGCCACAUUCUGAUUUCCAUGGAUGGGAAGGUCUACCUGUCUGGUCUACGCAGUAACCUCAGCAUGAUCAGCCACGGGCAGCGGCAGCGUGCGGUCCAUGAUUUUCCAAAAUAUAGCGUCAAGGUCCUGCCAUGGCUCAGCCCAGAAGUCCUCCAGCAGAAUCUUCAGGGUUAUGAUGCCAAGUCUGACAUCUACAGUGUGGGGAUCACAGCGUGUGAACUAGCUAAUGGCCAUGUCCCCUUCAAGGAUAUGCCUGCCACUCAGAUGCUCCUUGAGAAACUGAAUGGCACAGUGCCCUGCCUCCUGGACACCAGCACCAUCCCUGCCGAGGAGCUGACCAUGAGUCCCUCACGUUCCAUUGCCAACCCUUCCCUGAAUGAUAGCCUGGCCACUAGUAACCUCCGGCCUUCCAAUGGUGACUCGCCUUCCCACCCCUACCACCGAACCUUCUCACCCCACUUCCACCACUUUGUGGAGCAGUGCCUUCAGCGCAACCCCGAUGCAAGGCCGAACGCCAGCACCCUCCUGAACCACUCCUUCUUCAAGCAGAUCAAGCGACGUGCCUCAGAGGCAUUGCCCGAGUUGCUUCGCCCUGUCACCCCCAUCACCAACUUUGAGGGCAGUCAGUCUCAGGAUCCCAGUGGAAUCUUCAGCCUGGUGACAGACUUGGAAGGCCUGGAGGUGGAUGACUGGGAGUUCUGAGUCAAUGCAGCCUGCACCCUCCAGCUGGGGUGGGGUGUGAGCCCUGGGGGCGCUCCCUGAGGGUCGGCACCUACCUCUGGGUGCAGACUGGGUAGAAAGGACACUGUGCCGGCAGAGCUGGCUGCUGGCUGCUUGAAAGGACAUUCUGGAAGAGACUUCACUGUUUCUUUGGCUUUUGAGAGACAGGGAGUCCCAGUCACCAGGGACUUGGAGAAGCCGGAAAGCUGACAUCCUGUUCUGUGAGCUCAGGGGACCUCCUUAGAAGGAAGAGACACUGCUUUGGCCCCGAGGCUGAAGUCCAAGCCCAGAGCUUAACUCACGACCCAGGGAUCCUUCACUUCCUCUUCCUGCACUUGCGCUCAUACCAGCCUAUUCCACUCAUUUCUCUGCUCCCAGAUCCUGUAGGGCUAAACGGGGGACAAGUCCCAAGCAGCCUGUCCCUGCUCUGCCAUCAGGCAUCUCCCCAGUGUCUGUUUUAAGCACCAGGUCAGUUAUGGCUGGGCCGGGCCAUCCUCAUCCCCACCUAGCUCUUGGGCCCUGACACCUGAAACCUCUUAGCUCGUCUGUUACACUCCUUUCCCAAGAAUCCAUCCAAUGCCUCCUGCCAGCUGCUGCCUUGGUGCCUCCUCCAAGGGCCGUAAUGUCUUGCCUCAUCUGAGGGCUUGAGUAAGUCCUUACGUUGUGUUAGUUUCAUUGUCAGAACAAAUUAAAAAUUUCAGAGUAUGUCA
Messenger RNA from Cricetulus griseus (Chinese hamster), 2218 nucleotides. NCBI's taxonomy places the organism in Eukaryota, Metazoa, Chordata, Mammalia, Rodentia, Cricetidae. The record is from RefSeq and is a predicted model, not a curated record.